Molecule: messenger RNA, 765 nt
Organism: Ustilaginoidea virens
Lineage: Eukaryota; Fungi; Ascomycota; Sordariomycetes; Hypocreales; Clavicipitaceae
Exons: 4
Coding region: 1-765 (254 amino acids)
Biological process (GO): mycotoxin biosynthetic process
Source: RefSeq, a predicted model, not a curated record
AUGGCGCGAGAUUUCACCAAAGACGAGUCUGAAAGAGCAUCAAGCGAGUUUCUGAUUGAUGAGAAUUUCCCGCGCAAGAAAACGAAAAGAUGGUCUCAACGCCCAUUUCGACACUUCUGUAUAGUGCUCGGUCUCUUGGUCGGUGUUUUUGAGCUGGUCGUCUUGGAGACAUUUUUUGUGCAUAUCAGCUGGCAGAGCAAAUCACCGUCCGCUUUGGGUGAAUUGAACGCUCUAGUUCCAAAUUUUCCCAUUCAUCCAGUGCUCUUUCGACACGACCCAAUGGCUACAAUUGGGCGAAAUGAUGAAAAUUCCAGAAAUGCGACGCAAGAAAAUUGGUUGUCGUAUAUUCCAAGGGGAAAUGGGUUCAUUGCUGUGAACAACGCAGAGAAAUACACUCUGCCUGAUCCCAUCCCGUUCCGAGGCAAAAGCGCGUACUCCAUAGCUGUAUUCCAUCAAAUACAUUGUCUGCAUGCCAUCAUGAACGUUUUCAACGAGCUCACGCGUCCUGCUUCAAAGCAUGCCAGAGAUUCGGACCGUGGCCAUGACGGCCACAUGGAUUCUCAUGCGCAUCGGCACAUUGACCACUGCUUCAGGUAUUUACGGCAGUCCCUCGUAUGCUGUGGGGACACCGCAUUGGAAGGACAAGACCCCAAUACAAAAGCGGCUGGGACGGAUGGGACUGGGGCGGUCCACAUGUGCAGAGACUUUGAUGGGAUUAGGGCAUGGGCUGAGGAGCAUCGAAUUGUUGACACCAAACACUUAUGA